AUGGCACAUCUUCUCACUCUCGGCGUGCUGCAUCAACUUAGUACAUUUUUCUUCACACGCAGGCUGCGUCUAUUGCCGAGGGUACUUGGGGACGUCUCCGAGCGCCAAAUAAAGGUAACCCUGCUGGGGGACCAGAAAGUCUCCAUGCCGGUUUGUAUCUCGCCGUCAGCCCUCCAUAAGCGGUGGCACCCGGACGGGGAGAUCGCCACCGCUAGAGCGGCCCACGCAGAAAGGACCCUAAUGGUACUGAGCAUCUACAGCAGCACUUCUAUGGAGGUUGUGAAGAGGGAAGUGCCAGGCGGCCUCUUUUGGCUCCAACUACAGUUCGCCGUUGACCGAGACCUCACGAGGAGCCUGGUGAGACGGGCCGAACGAGCUGGCUACCGAGCACUGGUGGUCACCGCGGAUUGUCCCGUGUUUGGAAAGCAAGUCGGCCUAAUAAAGAGGCCUUACCUGAAGCCACCGAUCGGCGAUUUUGCAUUCACAAUCCCUAAUAGAUUUUAUAUUUCGAUGGUGUCCGUCAUCGACCCCGCGCAGUCUUGGGAUGACAUCACCUGGUUGAAGAGCAUCACCAGUCUACCUUUGGUGCUCAAAGGAAUUACUAAUGCGGAAGACGCAGAGGAAGCCAUCAGUCGUGGCGUUUCGGCGAUCCUCGUGUCAAACCACGGUGGUCGCCAGUUGGACGGACAACCAGCAACCAUCGAGGUCCUCCCAGAGGUCGUGAGGGCAGUCCGUGGACGCGUCGAAGUUUACAUCGACGGCGGCGUCCGUCAUGGCACGGAUGUGAUCAAGGCGCUGGCACUCGGAGCCAAGGCUGUGUUCGUUGGACGUCCCACCAUCUGGGGGCUGGCGUACAACGGUGAAGCCGGAGUGAGGCAAAUGCUGUCGAUAUUGAGGCAAGAGGUGGACCAAGAUCUUGCACUAAUGGGCUGCUCAUCCAUUGACCAACUGGUCCCCGAGAUGGUUGUGCAUCAAGAACACUUUUCCGGCCAGUGCGACCAACUCAAGUGA
Ixodes scapularis (black-legged tick) is the source of this 1011-nucleotide messenger RNA. Its product is annotated as hydroxyacid oxidase 1-like. Bases 1 to 1011 code for a protein of 336 amino acids. The transcript has 10 exons. The record is from RefSeq and is a predicted model, not a curated record. NCBI's taxonomy places the organism in Eukaryota, Metazoa, Arthropoda, Arachnida, Ixodida, Ixodidae. Gene Ontology annotation, molecular function: oxidoreductase activity; FMN binding.